Molecule: messenger RNA, 1001 nt
Organism: Notolabrus celidotus (New Zealand spotty)
Lineage: Eukaryota; Metazoa; Chordata; Actinopteri; Labriformes; Labridae
Product: transcription factor COE3-like
Exons: 7
Coding region: 378-944 (188 amino acids)
Biological process (GO): regulation of transcription by RNA polymerase II
Molecular function (GO): RNA polymerase II cis-regulatory region sequence-specific DNA binding; DNA-binding transcription factor activity, RNA polymerase II-specific
Source: RefSeq, a predicted model, not a curated record
CUGGAUCCUGGUCCUGCAGUCUCGCUCUCUCUGGAUCCUGGUCCUGCAGUCUCUCUCUCUGGAUCCUGGUCCUCCUCUCUCCGCCCUCUUCUAACUGAAGCCCGGGCAGCUGCGCGUCGGGGCUGGGAUCUAAAACAACCCAGAGGGAUCCCGGGCUCUUCUCUGGAUCAGGACCCGGUACUUUGGGGAAGCUCGCUCUGUGUGUCCCUCCUCCCCUCCUCCUCGUCCUCCUCCUCCUCCUCCUCUUCAUCGCUCCUCUUUUCUCCACCUUAAUCCAGGUGGUCCUUUGGCUUUUUGGAGUGGCUGCUACAGGGAGGAUUACUCUUCUUCUUCUUUCUUGUUUCUGGUGAAGACGAAGCUCCCAGAAGGACACUUUGAUGUUCUCCAUCCAGGACAGCCUCCCCAGGGGGGCCCUGACCAUGAAGGAGGAGCCGCUCCCCACCGGCAUGACCCCGGUCCGCUCCUGGAUGCAGGGCGCAGGGAUUUUGGACGCGAACACAGCGGCCCAGAGCGGCGUGGGUUUAGCCCGAGCUCACUUUGAGAAGCAGCCGCCGUCCAACCUGAGGAAGUCCAACUUCUUCCACUUCGUCCUGGCGCUGUACGACCGGCAGGGCCAGCCCGUCGAGAUCGAGAGGACCUCAUACAUCGACUUUGUGGAGAAAGACAAGGAGUACAACGGAGAGAAGACCAACAAUGGGAUCCACUACAGGCUACAGCUCCUCUACAGCAACGGCAUCAGGACAGAACAGGAUCUUUACGUCCGGCUGAUCGACUCCAUGACCAAACAGCCCAUCCUGUACGAAGGUCAGGACAAGAACCCGGAGAUGUGUCGCGUCCUCCUCACCCACGAGAUCAUGUGCAGUCGGUGUUGUGACAAGAAGAGCUGCGGAAACCGCAACGAGACGCCCUCUGACCCCGUCAUCAUCGACAGAUCUGGAACCUGAGUCUUGGUGAAGUGAGAGACGAAGCUCUCUGGGAGAGACUCACGGUCACGUUUUUAG